Messenger RNA from Ictidomys tridecemlineatus (thirteen-lined ground squirrel), 3418 nucleotides. Lineage: Eukaryota; Metazoa; Chordata; Mammalia; Rodentia; Sciuridae. The record is from RefSeq and is a predicted model, not a curated record.
UUGGCGGAAUAGGGGACUCUGAUGCUCUGGGUUCCAGGAGCGCAGGCAGGAAAGAUGAACCACCCGUCUGCCACGUCUCUUUGGGCGAGACGGCCCGGGGCAGCAGGAGUGUUUUGAGAUGGAAUCUCUCGCAGCCUGCCCGCGAGCGGCGGAAACAGUAAAAAGAUCCCAGGACCUUCUGGAGGUCCCUGCCCGCGGCCCCCUUCUGGGAUAGGAUUUUUUUUUUUUUUUAACCCGCCGGACUUGAUUUUCUUCCGCGAGGACCAGAUCUCCUACGAUCCAGGUCGCGGCUGGAAGAGUUCAGGUUUGGGCAUCAGAUGUGUUUGACAGCCCUAUCCAGUGUGGCUUUGUGCAAGUUACACAACCGACCACCGCCACUUGUUACCCCACCCUAGUUUCCUAUUCUGUAAAAUGGAGCUUUAGUGCCUCCUUGUAGGGUUCUUGCGAAAAUUAAAUGUGAACUGCCCAGUACAGAAGCCAUCGGAUAUUAAUUGUCUUCCUCCUGGAGGGGCGAAGGCCUGCUUCCUUCUGCUUUCAGAACCCAAAUCUUUAGUAAAAUAUUUCCACUCUAUUUAUGCAGUGGAUUUUGUUUGUAGAAACUAAUCUGAAUGUCAAACAUUAAAAGAACAAGGUUCUAAGUGAGAAACAAAAAUUAUAACAUUCUAGGCAGAAUAAGUGAGGGUAGAACAACCUGGAAAUUGUAUGAGUCCAAAGUAAGGACUCUAAUUUUAAAAUUUAUGAUACAAUCACUUGAUCCCCAGAAAAGGUCUCAACGUUAAAACCAAGUCCUAGCUGUCAUGUUUUGGGCAGCUUUAUCUGGAUAUGCUUGUUUCCCUGGGACUUAAUUCAGCUCUUCCUACUGAAAUAGUUCAACCAUUACAUCACGGGAUAAAUGUGAAAAAAAAGGGACUUCCUCAGUUGCUCUGGCUGGCCUUGAACUUGCUAUCCUCCUGCAUCAGCCUCCCAAGUCACUAGGAUUAUAGCCCCAUGGCUGGAAGUUACGGAGUGAUGGGUGAUGAUGGUUCUAUUGAUUACACUGUUCAUGAAGCCUGGAAUGAAGCCACCAAUGUUUACUUGAUAGUGAUCCUUGUUAGCUUUGGUCUUUUCAUGUAUGCCAAGAGGAAUAAAAGGAAAAUUAUGAGGAUAUUCAGCGUGCCACCUACUGAAGAAACGUCAGAGCCCAACUUUUAUGACACAAUGAGCAAAAUUCGCUUAAGACAACAGCUGGAAAUGUAUUCCAUUUCAAGGAAGUAUGAUCACCAGCAGCCACAAAACCAAACUGACAGUGUGCAGCUCUCAUUGGAAUGAGACCUCAGAAAACAAGCAACAGAACUAAGUGAUGGGAAUUGCACACACCCCACUGGCAGAAACAACAGCAAGUUGAGCUUUGAAGUUUCUUCCCUGCUUCAACAGCUGGGCUGGGAAAGGGUGGAAGCCCUGCAGCCACACUUCAAAGUAACACCAGCUGAUUGCCCGCUUCUGCCCUGCAUCUACGGAGGAUCCCAUGGAACUAUUUUUUUUGGAAGAAAAAUGGGUUGACUAACAAACUAGUAAUGAACAUUUAUGCUCUCCUUUUUCUUGUUUCUUCUUCUUUUUCUAAUACAUUGGAUAUUUAGCAGUAAGCAUUGGUCAGGCUCUAUUGGUGCACAGCUUGAGUGUGUUAAAUAACUGGAUGUUUAGUUGAUGCCAGCCAGCUGCACUAAGGGAAGAAAUUAGCUUCCAAAGGGCACAGAUGUUUGCUAUUGGCCUCACACUGUGUUGUUAGGUUGAGUUAUUUAUAUGAUUCACCAGAAAAUCAAAUGCAGGAUUUAUGGUAAAAUUGUAAUGUCCAAAAUAUUUUUUAAGUAUUCAAUAGAAAUGAGAUAAAGUAGUAGUAAUAAAAAUGAGUUUCAGAUAUUAAAAUGACAUAAGAAUAAAUUUAACCUGGAAAAUAUAAUUAAGGAGUGGAAGAGACAAAAGAAUAUUGUAUGGAACCAACUAAUUCAUUCAACCAGUAGUUAAAGGGUUUAUAGACAGGGUGUUGGUAAUAUACUAUUCCUAUUGUAUAUUCUAUUUCAAUAGCAGAAGUAGAAUGCAAAUAUAUGCCAGAAAUCUAUAUGGAAAGAAGGUGGGCAUUUGGCUUACCUCCAUCCUAUAUGCAAAAUAGGAUCAUAAAAUAGGGACUUAUGCUUAGUUUUCAUUUAUUUUCCACUUAACUCCCUAAUAAAGCCGGAGUCAAACUUAGACAAAACUGUAAAGCAGGAAACAUUUCCCAGCCCUUCCCAUUUGUCCCUUUUCAUCCUUGUAUAAACCUAUGUGGGAAAGAUAGAUCUUGUACGAGAAUUUAGGAGUGGUGAAGGAAUUAAGCUGAGAACUAAGAUUGUGUAGAACUCUACAGACUCCUGUAGCAGAUGUGGAAACUUUCCUUGAUUUCCUAACCCCAAUGAAAAGAGUGGUGUUUAGCAUUGGAUUCUGUUAUAACACUUACCCUACAUUUACUUCAAUAAUAGUAAUAGUUUUUGAAAAACUAUGUAUGUAAUGAUGGUGGAAUGUGAUGAUCAUUAUUAUCCAAAGUACAUGUAUGAAAACACAAAUUGGUAUGAAUAUACUAUGUAUACAACCAGAGAUAGGAAAAAUUGUGCUGUAUGUGUAGUAAGAACUGUAUGCAUUCUUCUAUCAUAUAUAAAUUAAAAAAAAACUAUGUAGGUUAGAAAUAUUCCACCUUCUAUGCUUCUAUGUAGGAAGAUGAGAUAAGAGAGGCCACACACUGGCUAGGCUUAUAGGUCCAGCCCCAAUUUUUAUAUUGAAAGAGCACUUUAUUGUUCACCUUUUAGGUUUGAGAUACAUAUGUAUAUACAAACAUAUUUACUUAUGUCUUUGCACUGGAGAUUUGGUGCUGGAGAUUGAUUGCUGGGUCUUGUGCAUACUAACUAGGAGCUCUAUCACUGAGCCACAUCCUCAGUCCUAUGAAAAUACAUUUUGACAAAUUUCAGACUAGCUGAAGAAAGUUGGGGAUUUUAAACUGCAACUAGUUUAAUGUUGUUAAACUUUACUUUCAGAAUAAGAAAUCUGAAUUUCUUGAAAAAAUACUCUAUAUAAACGUAUUUAUGAGAGAACAAGUAAGUGGAUGUUUUGUUAUUUUUGUUGUUUUUUGGCUGGAAAGAGGGGUUACAUAUAUCUCUUAGUAACACUUUUAUUUUGAGGUUUAGAAAUCAGGGCUAGGGGAUGCAGCUCAGUGGAAGAGCACUUUCCUGGCAUGAACAAGGCCGUUGUUUCAAUUCCCAGUGCUACAAAAAUAAAUUAGUUAAAAUCCCCCCCCCAAAAAAAAAUCAGGCCCAUUCAUAGGUGACUACAAUUUAAUAUAAUUCUUAUAUCUGAAAGGAUUUCUACCACCUGAUGUUAACAUGUUAUCUAGCCCAAAAUAAAUGCUUAGUAAAUA